Aspergillus heteromorphus CBS 117.55 is the source of this 566-nucleotide messenger RNA. RefSeq lists its product as uncharacterized. The transcript has a single exon. The coding region runs from base 119 to 508 and encodes 129 amino acids. The record is from RefSeq and is a predicted model, not a curated record. Lineage: Eukaryota; Fungi; Ascomycota; Eurotiomycetes; Eurotiales; Aspergillaceae.
AUACUCAUACUCAUACUCAUACAUCUUAAUGGACCCCUCACCCCACCUCCAAGACGGUGGAUCAUCACUCCAUCUAUCUAUCUAUAUAACGCGCAUGCACGUUCCAUAACGGAGAGCCAUGACCACCACCACCAUCAUCACAUACAUACUUACAUGCAUACAUACAUAUUACAUGUCAUAUCCAUCCACCGCCUUUACCAUUACUCAUGUACUACCAUUCACCCUCCAUCGUCAUCCUUAUUAUUACUUUUACUUUAUUUUUGCUUUACUUUUUAAACUUCUCGUCAAAUACUUCUUUUCUCUUCUUUAUCCUAAUCCUUUCCUUCUAUCCUGUCGGGCUUUUUUAUACUUCAUACUGUGUAAUAUUAGAUCGCAUUCUACUUUAUGUCAUACUUCUAUCUAUCUAUCUAUCUACCUAUCUGUAAUUUUCUGUCUUAUUAGCUUUUUUUGUCUGUAUUGUUGUUUGUGGUCUUUUAUAUUGUAUUGUAUAUUGUAUACUUUUUGGUAGGUGGGUAGGUGGGUAGGUAGGUAGGUAGGAAUAGGAAUUGCAUUGCAUACAUAACAUA